AUACCACCUCUGGACUGCAUGCCGGUGAUGUCUUCCCCAAGAGAUCCGAACCAUCCAGGGUCCAGCCCCAUGGCCCCCGAGGAAGGAGGUCAAAUCAGCAUCCCGGAAAUUAUUCGGAAGAAACGGGACGGUGAGACACUUCAACAGGAGGAAAUCCGCUACUUCGUGCAAACUCUCGGUAGCGGCAGGUCCCAGGAGGGGCAAAUCGGCGCCAUGCUGAUGGCUAUCCGUUUGAGAGGCAUGGAGCCCUCCGAGACGAUGGUGCUGACCCGGGAAAUGGCUGCUUCGGGGACCACCCUGGACUGGCCGGCACAGUGGCGAGGGCUGCUGGUGGACAAGCACUCUACGGGGGGCGUAGGGGACAAAGUCAGCCUGCCCCUGGCUCCCGCGUUGGCCGCCUGUGGCUGCAAGGUGCCCAUGAUCAGUGGCCGGGGACUGGGCCAUACCGGGGGCACACUGGAUAAGCUGGAAUCCGUGCCAGGCUUCUGUGUUUCCCAGAGCCCAGAGCAGAUGAAAGAGAUCCUGGAACGAGUCGGUUGCUGCAUUGUGGAGCAGAGCCAACACCUGGUCCCAGCCGACAAGGUCCUCUAUGCCCUGAGAGACAUCACAGCCACGGUGGACAGCCUGCCCCUCAUCAUCGGUUCCAUCCUGAGUAAGAAGAUGGUGGAGAAGCUCUCGGCUCUGGUGCUGGAUGUCAAAUUUGGCAGUGCUGCCCUGUACCAUACUUUGGAGAGCGCUGAGCAGCUUGCCCGAAACCUGGUGUCCGUGGGAAACCAGCUCGGGAUGAAAACGGCGGCCGUUCUGAGCAGGAUGGAUGAGCCCGUGGGUGCCCGAGUGGGCAAUUCCUUGGAAGUCCUCGAAACCUUGCAGUGCCUGGAAGGAGGUGGCCCUGGGGACCUGCGUGAGCUGGUCACCACACUAGGUGGCCUCCUGCUGUGGCAGAGCGGGAGAGCCAGCUCAGUGUCCACGGGGGCCACCCAGAUCGGCCAAGUCCUGGACAACGGCGCUGCCCUGCGCACUUUCCAGGCCAUGCUGCGGGCUCAAGGGGUGGAGGCCGAAGUGUCCCGCCUGCUGUGUGAAGGGACGGAGGAGCAGCGCUUGGCGGUGCUGAAGGUGGCCGGCACCCAGGAGGAGCUGCGGGCUCCGGAAGAGGGUAUGGAGUGGGCAAGGGGGAGGGGUCACUACAAAUCUCUCUCCUCCUCCCCCACCCACCCUUUCGCUCUGGCCCUUUCCUGCGGGUGCCCCUGGGCAGGGCUGCAGGCUGGAGGAAAGAUUGAGGGAACUCCAUGGAUCCGAAUCCAUCACGAUGCCCCCAGGCUGAGCCAGACCCAGCGAGAAACCUUACAGAAGGCCCUGAUUCUGGGGGACGUGGAGCCCUUCAACCCUCCUGCGAAGGUGGCGAAAAUACUUCUUCCUAACGGAGAGUCAGCAGUGCCAGAAUCCCAGUAGGAGAGGAAAGGUGUGGUGUACGUGGUUUGCAUACUCGUAAUGCUGCAUUCCUCUUGGACGGAUACCAUCGCUGGGCAAUUGGUUGAUAACAACAGAUCCGAUUGGCCGCCUAAGCGGCGGGAAGUUUAAAUAAAUGCCAUUGGUUGCGA
This is a messenger RNA of Notechis scutatus (mainland tiger snake), 1598 nucleotides long. Lineage: Eukaryota; Metazoa; Chordata; Lepidosauria; Squamata; Elapidae. The record is from RefSeq and is a predicted model, not a curated record.